This is a messenger RNA of Ostrea edulis (European flat oyster), 3045 nucleotides long. RefSeq lists its product as uncharacterized. The transcript is spliced from 2 exons. The record is from RefSeq and is a predicted model, not a curated record. The coding region runs from base 1 to 3045 and encodes 1014 amino acids. Lineage: Eukaryota; Metazoa; Mollusca; Bivalvia; Ostreida; Ostreidae.
AUGACAUCAAAUAAGGAACAAAAUCCUCGGAUGGCAUGGGAGUCAGCAGACUUACCUAGUGCUUUUAAGGCUUUCAAAGCCCACUAUGAAUUUAUGUUCGGUAGACCCCUUAAAGAGAAAAAUGAGGAGCAGCGGUGCAACUACCUUAUGUUAUGGGUUGGAGAAAAAGGAAGAAAUAUAUAUUCGACCUGGAAUUUGCAAGGUGAUGACAAAAAAACAUUGUCAGUGUAUUUUGAUAAUUUUGAACAAUACUGUAAGCCGAAGCAUAACGUGAUAUAUGCUCGGUACAAGUUUAAAUGUCGCACCCAAGGUGAUGAUGAAACAUUUGAACAGUUUUAUACUGAUCUGAAAGUGUUAUUCAAUGACUGUAGUUAUGAUCACGCCAUUGAAGAUGAAAUGUUAAGGGAUCACAUAGUGUUUGGAGUGAAGUCAAAGAAAGUUCGUGAGAAACUAAUAGAAGAAGGAUCAGAAUUGACCUUACAAAAGUGUACAGAUAUAGCACGUACAUAUGAGCUGUCACAGAAACAACUCAAAACGAUGAACUUUACAGAGGAGGACCCUCAUGUGAAUAUGGUGACGAAGAAGAGGCAACACACACCUCGCACAUAUAAGGAGAAACAGAAGAAAUGUUUCCGCUGUGGAUAUGAGCAUUCGCGUAAGGAUAAAUGUCCUGCCAUAGGACAAUCAUGUAAUUUGUGUCACAAGUCAGACCACUUUGCCAGUAUGUGCAAAUCUAAACGUCAACAAUUAGACCGACACAAGAAAACUAAGGAACAUCAGAAACAAAAGAAAAUCAACUUAGUGCAAGAUGAGUAUACAGAUGAAGAUAGUACAAGUGAGGAAAGUGACUGUGGUGGUGGUGGUAGUGGUAUAUUUAUGGGUGUUAUACACGAUGUGAACUCAGUGACCCCAGAAUCUGACUGGACAGUGAAGUGCAAAGUGAAUAACAAAAUUGUUAUCAUGCAUGUGGACACCGGAGCCAAAUGUAAUGUUGUCAGUCACAGUGUUUUACAAACUCUGAAAUUCGAAAAAUCGAUACAGAAAUCGAGUACCUUGUUGAAGAGUUUCAGUGGACAUACCAUGAAAUCCAAAGGACGCAUUGUGAUACCAUGCACAUUUAACAAGGAAACUUUCAACAUUCCAUUUGAAGUGGUAGAAGUUAAAACACCAACCAUACUUGGAUCAUAUUCAAGCCAGGAGAUUGGACCAGUACAGAAAAUGUUUAGUGUGUCACAGUCAACUAUUGACACUGAUGAGAACCUCACAGAACAGUUCAUACAGAAGAACUAUUCAGAUUUAUUCCUCGGAAUUGGCUGUUUACCUGGUAAACACAAAAUACACCUAAAGGAAAACGUACAGCCAGUCGUACAUCCACCAAGACGCAUAUCUGUUGCUCUUCGCCAAAAGGUCAAGGACAAACUCAAAACAAUGGAACAGGAGGGAAUCAUUGUUCGACAGUCUGAACCAACGGAGUGGGUUAAUAGCUUGGUGACUGUUAUUAAACCUAAUGGUUCAGUUAGACUUUGCCUUGAUCCUAAAGAUCUCAAUUCAGCUAUAAAGCGACCUCAUUAUCCUAUGCUCACUAUUGAUGAAAUAGUUUCUCGCAUGCCGAGUGCCAAAUAUUUCUCCAAGUUGGAUGCAAUUUCUGGAUUCUGGCAAAUCCAAUUGGAUGAAGAAAGUUCUAAGCUAUGUACAUUUAACUCGCCUCUGGGAAGGUUUAGAUUCUUGAGAAUGCCAUUUGGUCUGAACUGUGCAUCAGAGAUUUACCAAAGUGUGAUGUCACGAAUGGUGGAGGAUAUCGAAGGUGCUGAAGUUAUUGUGGAUGAUAUCCUUAUAUGGGGUAGAACUCUCAAGGAACAUGAUCAAAGACUGAAGAAAGUUUUGAAUAGAACCAGAGAAUAUAAUUUGAAACUUAGCGCAGACAAAUGUGAAUUCCGCAAACAGGAAAUAACUUAUGUUGGCCAUGUUUUAAGUAGUGAAGGACUGAAGGCAGAUCCAGAGAAAAUUCGAGCAGUGACUGAAAUGAUUCCACCAAGUAACAGGAAGGAGUUGAGAAAAUUCAUGGGAUUCAUUCAAUAUCUCGCCAAAUUCCUACCCAACCUAUCUAAGGAAUCUGCACCAUUGCGACAGUUACUCUCAAAGGAAGUGUCAUGGCAUUGGGAUGGAGACAAACAACAAAGUUUCCAAAAGCUCAAGGAGAUGGUUACAAACACUCCAGUGCUCACAUACUUUGAUGCGGAGAAACCAGUUCUACUUACUGUGGACAGCAGUUCAACUGGGCUAGGAGCUUCAGUUAUUCAAAGUGGCAAACCUGUUGCUUAUGGACAGGCUCGUCUGCAGAAGAUGGUCCUUACAUUACAAUGUUACGACUUGGACGUUAGAUACAAACCUGGAAGUACACUCGUAGUUGCUGAUCACCUCUCCAGAAAUUACUUGAAUGAGACAACUGAGAAGUUAGUUGAUGAAUUCUCUGUCAAUGCUUUGUCGUACUUACCAAUAACACCAGAAAAAUAUGCUGAAUUGCAGAAAGCAGCAUCAACAGAUCUCGAAAUGAUGUUGCUCAGGAAAGCUAUUAUAGAAGGAUGGCCAGAGAGACGUGAUCAACUUCCUACAGAAAUACGUACCUACUGGAAUUACAGAGAUGAACUUGCUUGUAUAGAUGGUUUGAUAUACAAAGGUUUACGACUAGUGAUACCGCAAGCCUGUCGCAAAGAGAUGUUAGAAAGAACUCAUGAAUCUCAACUAGGCAUUGUGAAAUGCAAAGCUAUGGCACGUGAAGUUAUGUUUUGGCCUUCCAUGGGAAGCCACAUUGAAGACAUCAUUUCCAAAUGCAGCAUUUGUGCUUGUCAGCAAAGAGAAAAUCCAAGAGAAAACCUUAUUCCUCAUAAAAUCCCAGACCGACCUUGGUCAAAAAUAGCCAUGGACUUGUUUGAAUUCUGUGGAAACCAGUAUCUCAUAUCAGUGAACUGUUAUUCGAAAUGGCCAGAAAUAGCAAAACUAGAUCAGUCUACAUCCAACUGUGUGAUUCAACACCUUAGGAGCUAA